UGUGCUUAUUAUUAUGGUUGAAUUGGAUCAUUGAAGGCCAGCAGCAAAAACAUUGGUCAAUUCUGAAUUUGCAUUUCACCGUUUUUAUUUAUUUUGAUAAAUGCUGAAUCUGUUUUUGUGCAAGUGAGAUAAUUAAAUAUGUUCACUUUUAAUCUAAAAAUACAAUAUUUCUCUGAACAUGGGGAUAAUGGGAAAACAAAGUGACUAUUUGAAAAAGUAACUACUUUUUUUUUAAAUUUAAAAGUAAUGCAUUACUAGUUACUUGAAAAAAGUAAUCUGAUUACUUAACCCUCAACAUUGGAUAAGACAAUGCGUACACUGGACACAUAUAGUCUCAUUAAUCCUGGAGUAUUGUUGUGCUCACCCUUAGUCUAGAUAACAAAGUGCAUUUCAGCACCAGCUGCUCUGAAGCCUGAGAUGUGAAGCAUUUGACAAUGAUAAUGGUGUGGACAGAGGUCUAUUUUAGUGUGCAUCAGAAUCUAUAAAUCUGCUGAGUUUCCUCCCUUUGGCCAAAACAAAAUCAUACUUCCAUCAUCUGAGAGGUAAGGACCUUCAGGUUAUGACAACUUCUUAGAUAGAUAUAGUAGUUACCUUUAUGUCAUUGACAUUACAUCAGAAUGUUCCUUGUUUUUAGGAAGUCUAUUUUAAUAUUGUUUUAGAUUUUUGGACCUUCUUUUCAUUUGUUAAACCUCCAGGAAAAAAAAACAAAGGCACUAACAUGUCUGAAGCAAUUCCGAAAAAGCCCAAGAUUUCAGCAUCUCGGCGGUUAUUUUUAAAGACCAAAAUACUGAAGAAGGCCAGCACACUGCUGGCAGAGGAGAAGGAACAGAAAAAGAUUGAGCGAGAGCAAGCGCUCAGUGAGAGAGCUCCUCCUAUCAAACUGUCUGGGAUGUCCAUACAGGACCUACAGAAUCUGUGCAAAGACCUUCAUCAAAAGAUUGAUGUUGUUGAUGAGGAACGAUAUGACAUUGAAUCUAAAGUUGGCAAACAUGAUAAGGAGAUUGCAGAAUUAAACCACAAAAUCUUUGAGCUGAAGGGUAAAAUGAAGAGACCUGCCCUGAAGAGAGUGAGGGUGUCUGCGGAUGCCAUGCUGGGGGCUCUGCUCGGUGCCAGACACAAGGAAUCCAUCGACUUUAAAGCUAACCUCAAGACUGUGAGGAAGGAGGAGGAAAAGAAAGAGGAAGUGACCGACUGGCGUAAAAAUGUGGAUGCCAUGUCAGGCAUGGAGGGCAGGAAGAAGCUGUUUGCGGGACCAACUUCUUAACAAUUUAUUUAUCAUUAAUUAUUUCACAUAUUAAAUCCAACGUGAACUAAAGGUUAUUGAAACACCAAAAUUUGUCUGCUAUUUAAUUGUGGUUUUGUGUUUGUUUUAUUGCACAAACAGCUGGAUGAAUAAAAAAACAGCUGUGCUAUUUUAUAACCACAGUUAUCAAUUCAAAUAGCCUAUUAAAACAUUAUGUGCUUUAUGACACAUAUAAAAAAUUUAUUUAUGUUAAUAUAUGAUUAUUAUAUAAUUGCAUUUGUCAUUAUAUAAUAAUGUUUAUAUUGGUACGAGAUGUAUAUGUGAUCAGAUGUGUGAAUAUCGAGAAACAAUAAAGCUUUCACUGUUUUCACAGUUA
Pimephales promelas (fathead minnow) is the source of this 1619-nucleotide messenger RNA. The record is from RefSeq and is a predicted model, not a curated record. NCBI's taxonomy places the organism in Eukaryota, Metazoa, Chordata, Actinopteri, Cypriniformes, Leuciscidae.